AUGUACAUUCCUCAAAAACGUGCGGAUAGUUCGCACAAGAACAAGAUCUUCAUCAUUUGUGCAUCUGCCAUUCUCUUUACGAUUGCCUUAUGUGUCUCUAUCUUCUUCCUCUCCCGAUAUCUCCGACAACGUCAUUCCGAGCCCAAAUAUAUCCCCGGGACAUUUCUCAAACAGAAAUGGAAGCAAUGGCGCCCAGGGACUGCCUCGUAUGGGCAAGUUCCUAAUCAAACAAAUGCGAAUACGACAGACACAUCAUAUCGCGGCGCUGGAUCGGCACCGGAAAUGCAGACUGCUGAUGGUGUCCGCCGGGAAACAUCUAUUCGAUCAAUCAUGACACUACCGCCUUACUCUCCUAACCCAAAGCCGACCGAACAAAUUAUCGCACGGGAAGGCGAGCGCGGUGGAAUGGAUAUGGUAGUCGAGUACCCGGAAACCGCCGAAGAACAAGAAACUCGACGCGAAGAGCAAAUGGACUCGCUCUACCAGCUUCGCCUUCAGCGUCGCCAGGAACUUGCCGAUCGAGAGGCCCGACGCCGGGAACGACGGGAAGCCCGGUCGCGCGGCGACUCCACUCGUCUCGAACAACUUGCCGCCGAAUCCCGCGUCAGGUCCCAGGCUCGCCGUCCAGGGAGCAACACCGGCAGCGCUGCCAAUGUAGCAGCCGCCUUGGCCGAGCAUCAAGCGCGAGAACGGGAACGCCGCAUUUCAACAGUCAGUUAUGCUAACGUUGGACAUGUUCGCCAUGAUGGCUCGCGGCUUCGAGCGGAUUCGCACGACUCGGAUCGUCACCCGCUGUUAUUACAGGAUUCCGCAUCAAUGGAGGAUCCUUCCAGCCGGGACUCCCGAGUUCAAUCAUUCGCCUCGUCAAUUCACAGCGAGUCAACUGGGGGUACGGAGCUAGAACCUCUCACGCUAGCGCAGACCACAACACACGGAUCGAGUCGACCGCAAUCACAAGCUGAUGAGGGAGAUCUGGGUGCUCUGAGUAUUCCUCCACCCCCAGAGUAUGAUCAUCUGGACUGGGGUGACGCUCCAGCAUAUCAGAGCCCUAUCGCCGACCGACAUGAACAGCCUCAGCGCUUGCCCAGCAUAUCUCGUUUGCCUUCUAUCCAUGUGAACCUGCCGAGUCCCAUGGCUGUAUCGCCGGUUACGCCAACGCAGUCUACCUUCCAGACCAUCAGUGAAGCUUCUUCCACGCCAACCAUCAGACAAGUUUCCGCCCAGUCGAGGACAUCCGCUUCCAGUCAGGCUUCCUGA
Penicillium nucicola is the source of this 1257-nucleotide messenger RNA. RefSeq lists its product as uncharacterized. The record is from RefSeq and is a predicted model, not a curated record. The coding region runs from base 1 to 1257 and encodes 418 amino acids. NCBI's taxonomy places the organism in Eukaryota, Fungi, Ascomycota, Eurotiomycetes, Eurotiales, Aspergillaceae. The transcript is spliced from 2 exons.